GAAGAUGUUAUUUUCUAAGAAUGGUAAUUAAGCAUUAAAAAUGGUUACAGCCAUUGCCGUUACCUUUCCAAAAUCCAAUCUCUUGCAGAACCCUCAAUCCAUUCGGGACCCAACUUCUACAUUUCUGGGAGUACCAUUGAAGGGUGUCUGUUUACAGUUGAAACCCAGAAGCCAGAAAAGAGAUCACUUCAAAUUGGUGGUUUCUUCUGCAACCACUACUACCACUAGCAAUAACGAUGGCCGAUUUUAUUUGAAUUUCACAGGGUUUCCUUUCCCUCUUGGUCCUUUUCUAAAUAGGCGCACAAUAAGGACUGAGGCUGUGAAAGGUUGUAUAUGGCUCUUCGAACAAGAGCAAGCUUUAGGAUUCAGCAGUGUCUCAACAAACAUCCGAAUGACAGUCAUCAAGCUCAAGUCUGGAGGAUUAUGGAUCCAUGCGCCAAUUGCUCCGACCAAGGAGUGCAUUCAGCUUGUUAAGGAGUUGGGGGCUCCUGUAGAAUAUAUUGCCCUUCCAACCUUUGCUUAUGAGCACAAAAUAUUUGUGGGACCAUUUUCUAGAAAGUUUCCAAGAGCUCAGAUAUGGGUGGCACCUAGGCAAUGGAGUUGGCCUCUCAAUUUGCCGCUUGAGUUCUUUGGCAUCUUUCGUGCCAAAACCCUGAAAGAUGAGGAUUCUUCCACCCCAUGGGCCACUGAGAUCGAACAAAAAGUCUUUAGCUCACCAGAAGUUGGGAUUGGGCCAUAUGUGGAGGUGGCAUUUUACCAUAAACGUUCAAGGACAUUGCUGGUGACCGAUGCUGUAAUUUUUGUCCCAAGGCAACCACCAGAGUGCAUUAGCAAAGAAUCCUUGUUACAAUCUGCAAAGAAUGGUUUGGCUGUGAAGAUUCUUAGUAAAGGAAAGGAAGUCCCAGAUGAACCAGUUGUUGACAACAAGUUGAACCGUCAGAAAGGAUGGGAGAGAAUGGUUCUCCAAAUCUUGUUCCUGGGUCCAUCAAACCUUUUGGAGCCAACCGCCAGCUUUGGUCAAAUGUCACAGAAGUUAAUUGUUUCACCCAUUGUCAAGACUCUAGUUUUCAGCAAAGUUCCAGAAAAGGUCAGGGAUUGGAUUGACAGCAUUGCACGAGACUGGAGCUUCAAGAGAAUAAUCCCUGCACACUUUGCUGCUCCAGUAUAUGCAAGCAGGUCAGAUUUGUUUGUAGCCUUUGCAUUCCUUGAUGACCUCUUGAGUGAACGUUAUGUCACACGACCUUCACUUUCUCUUCUCUUUGCAUCCAUCAUGGGUAAGGCAGCCAGUUACUUUCCCCCAGAUGACAUGAAGACUUUAUCUUCUCUUGAUCAAUUCUUGGUCUCAGUUGGUGCUGUGAAGAAGACUGUCUCAGGCAGAAAACUGUAGCAUAAUAACCAUGUAAAUUCCCAUGUAAGGCUUCUCUCUCAUUUUUCCUUAUCUGUAUAUGUGCUAUAGUUAAUCUCACCAUAUUCCCUUGAAAGAAGAGGGAGAAGGUUCCCUAUGACACUUCAAUUCUUGUUUUCCUAGCUAGUUGUCAUAAUGAAUUGUGAAGCGCUUACAACUAAAUAAUAAUUUUGGUUGGACUCCUA
Molecule: messenger RNA, 1590 nt
Organism: Telopea speciosissima
Lineage: Eukaryota; Viridiplantae; Streptophyta; Magnoliopsida; Proteales; Proteaceae
Exons: 6
Coding region: 41-1387 (448 amino acids)
Source: RefSeq, a predicted model, not a curated record